AUGUUGAAGCUAAGCCGGGCCACUCAGGUCCAGAGGAAGCCCAAGGCUGAUGGCCUGAUCUGGAUGAUAGUGCAAGCAGGCCAGGCCAUGUCUGGGCCCCGACUUGGCCCCAUCCUUGGUCAACAAGGCAUUUCCAUCAACCAGUUUUGCAAGGAGUUCAAUGAGAAGACAAAGGACAUCAAAGAAGGUAUUCCUCUGCCCACUAAAACUUUUGUGAAGCCUGACAGGACAUUUAAAAUCAAGAUUGGACAAUACACUGUAUCCAACUUCCUGAAGGCAGCUGCAGGGAUUGAUAAGGGGGCCCAGCAGACAGGGACAGGGGUGGCAGGCCAGGUGAUCUUGAAGCAUGUGUGUGAGAUCGUCCACAUCAAAGCUCAGGGUGACAACUUUGCCCUGCAGAGCAUACCCCUGUCCUCUGUCGUCUACUCCGUCAUCAGCUCUGCCCAUUUCUCAGGCAUUUGCCUGGUGAAGAACCUCAGUUCAGAAGAGCUGGGUUUCUAGAGAUAGCGAGACUCGCUCCUGGCUGCUCAGAAAGAGGCAGAUUUGGCAACCCAGGCAGAAGCUGCCAAGCAGUGA
Molecule: messenger RNA, 576 nt
Organism: Cynocephalus volans (Philippine flying lemur)
Lineage: Eukaryota; Metazoa; Chordata; Mammalia; Dermoptera; Cynocephalidae
Product: large ribosomal subunit protein uL11m-like
Biological process (GO): translation
Cellular component (GO): ribosome; mitochondrial large ribosomal subunit
Molecular function (GO): large ribosomal subunit rRNA binding; structural constituent of ribosome
Source: RefSeq, a predicted model, not a curated record